GCUGCCCAUGUUGCUUACAUUUGGGCAGCACGUCAACAUUUCCACAUCUCAAACAUUACAAUAAGAUAACAUCAAAUACUAUAUCACUCUACUAUCAUCUUCUUCAAUUCUUCAAUUAUUCCCUCAUUCCAAACACACCCUACCCUGAAGGCCUAAACCAUCAAUACAAUCCCAAAAAUGCAACACCACAAAAAACACAUCCUUUUCUCAAUCCUCCUAUUCCUCCUCCUUACACCUUCAUACGUAGGAGCUCAACAAGAAAGUUUCAAAGGAAACGCAGGGGAGCCCUUCACUCCAUCCACCAUAAUAAUCAUAAUUCUAGGAAUCAUCUUCAUGUUCACCGGCUGCCUUGCCGUUUUCCUCCGCCAAUUCUCCGCCGGCUGCUUCGGCCUUAACGUAAUCCCCAUCAACCCUGGCGUCACCUCCGAUGGCCAACUCGCCACCCAUGGCCUCGACGCCGAGGUGAUCAAGUCCAUCCCUACGUACUUCUACGCAGAUGUUAAACAACACCGCAAAGGUCAAGUUGAGCUAGAAUGUGCCGUAUGUUUAUAUGAAUUCCAAGACGCUGAAGCCCUAAGACUCUUACCAGGUUGCAAACAUGUUUUUCAUCCACGUUGUAUUGACCAAUGGCUUGCAACUCACGUUACAUGUCCUAUUUGUAGACAGUCACUAGAGCCUGAAUCAGGUACAAUAACUAAGCCUCAUAGUAUCAUCAAUAUUAUUAAUCCUGAUACAACGCAAAUUGAUCAAUCUGACGGCUCUAAUCAUGAUCAAGAUAAUCAUGUGGAGGAGGAGGAGUAUCAUGAUUGUAAUGACGUGAAGAAGAUUAUUGUAGGGAAGUUUCCUAGGUCACACUCGACCGGACAUUCUAUGGCCGGUUCAGAACGGUUUACCCUCGUGUUACCGGAGGAGGUACAAAAUAAUUUACCGGACCGGUCUAAAUUGUUGAGUUCUAUACUUAGCCCCAGAAGUGCAAUCCGGUGUGGGUGGUUUUCUAUGACUCCACCGGUUACGAACCCCCGGUCUGGCUCGGUUCGGUCCUUGGUUUCUUCCGGUUUAGUCAUCAACAGCUCUAAGAAAUUGGCUCUUCCUCCUGUUAAAACGUCUGCUGAUCGUUUAUGGCCCAUAUAAUAAUAAUAAUAUAAAAUAUAUUGAAAAUUAAAUUUGGUGAGUGCAUUAUUAAGAUAUAAUUUUUCCAAAUUUAUAUAUA
Molecule: messenger RNA, 1210 nt
Organism: Beta vulgaris subsp. vulgaris (sugar beet)
Lineage: Eukaryota; Viridiplantae; Streptophyta; Magnoliopsida; Caryophyllales; Amaranthaceae
Product: E3 ubiquitin-protein ligase ATL6-like
Exons: 1
Coding region: 178-1131 (317 amino acids)
Source: RefSeq, a predicted model, not a curated record